Molecule: messenger RNA, 1410 nt
Organism: Porites lobata
Lineage: Eukaryota; Metazoa; Cnidaria; Anthozoa; Scleractinia; Poritidae
Source: the annotation of a GenBank genome assembly
AUGUUGCGCCCCAUUCGGUUGAAUGCAGGCCUAGGAAAUCCUCCAGAAGCAUAUUAUAACAACAUGCCAGAAUCAGCAAAUAAAAUUAUUAAAAUGGGAGUAGACUUUCAAAAGAAUGAAAUGUCACAAUUUAACGACAAGAUGGAGAAAGUAAUUCAGCAGCAGCGACGGGACUGUGAAUCAGCCGUAAUAAACAGAGGUCCAUAUGCUCUCACAGACGACUACCUUCACUUACAAAUGUCUCCUGACAAGUGGUUUUCCCUGAAUGCUCGUCAGCGUGAAAGGCAUUUGAAAAAGUUCUGGGAAGAAGUACCUGGAAGAAAUGUUGAUGUGCAGGAUGACAGUGGUAAUGUAAACGAUGACAAGGAAGAGAACACUUCCCUUACCAGCCCUCCAGAGCUGUCUGUAAGACCAGAGGAGUCAGGUGCAGCUGGUGUAGCUCUUCUUUCCCUAAAAGAGAUGUACCGGCAAGCAUCCAUUCUUCUCCUCAAGAAAGAUUCCAUUGUGGAAAUACCUUUUAAGCCCCAUACGUUUAUGGUUGAAAGCGACAAGGGAAGGCCACAUUAUGUUGUACUAGCAGAAAGUGGGAAGGUGACAUGCGAGGACUGUCCUCGUUAUAAGUCUACAAAAAUAUGUGCACAUUCUUUAGCCGUGGCAGAGAAGUGCGGUAAAUUACAGAAUUAUCUCACUUGGUUUAAGAGAAGCAGCCACACCUUAACUACAACGAGUUACGUCACCUGUGACAGCGCGCCAACAGUUGGCAAAAAAUCCCAGAGACCUUCAACGUCGCGUAGGAAAGGUGGUAGAGGGCAAGCUGUCAACAUUGUGCCUCGACCAAGUGCCAGUGAGCAAGCUCCAUCACCCUCCGCAGCGCCGACGCCCUCUCCUGUACUACCUCCCACCGCAGUGCCACCAGCCUACAAAGCGCCUCCACCCUCUCCAUCUGCAGCGCCACCACCCUUCGCAGCUCCGCCCUUCGCAGCUCCGCAACCAGUGGUUUCGCAACCGUCAGAGCUGCCCCUGACAUUUCCUUUAAGUCCUUCAAAUGCGCUUGGGCGGGUUCCAUAUCCAUCCCCACUGCCAGGGCAGUUUAUUGUUUAUCCCUUAAAGUUCUGCCCACCUCAAGUGAGCAUAUGUUAUGGGUGUUCUAACACCCUUAAACCGGGAGGGCAGAUUCCGCUUCCUCCUCAUGAUCUAGUCGUAGCCUCCAACAUGAUGCGAAGCUUCCAGCACGGAGGGCAAAUGAGGAGCAAGCAAAGCAAUGUAUAUUUUCAUUGUAGUGGUGCCUGUAUUAGGGCUAAACAGCCAUAUUUCUCUCAUUGUAGCAUGCCAUGGUUUAUACGUUCUUCGCUAACCGAUCAACAGCUUGACUUUCUCAGUAAAAUGUUUCCAGUUUAUGCCCUUCCGUGA